This is a messenger RNA of Coffea eugenioides, 1038 nucleotides long. Its product is annotated as geraniol 8-hydroxylase-like. NCBI's taxonomy places the organism in Eukaryota, Viridiplantae, Streptophyta, Magnoliopsida, Gentianales, Rubiaceae. The record is from RefSeq and is a predicted model, not a curated record. Gene Ontology annotation, molecular function: iron ion binding; monooxygenase activity; oxidoreductase activity, acting on paired donors, with incorporation or reduction of molecular oxygen. The coding region runs from base 1 to 1038 and encodes 345 amino acids. The transcript has 3 exons.
AUGAUAGGCCUUCUCUGGGCAGUGUCAGAUCCCAGAACAAGCGUCUGCGCUAGUUCGUGCCAACUUUUGGCACAGCCACAGUCUUUAGCUCACCAGAUUUGCGACGAUGCAGAGAUAUGCAGAACUCACCAUGGCAUAGAUGAUGGGGAAGACAUUGGUUUCACGUGUUUCCCAAGCGGAGGAGGAGCUGAGAGAAGCUCCAUUUUAUUUCGGAAUUCAGUGUUUCGGUACACGUUGAGCUCAUUUUCAAUAUGCAAUGUUCUUGCGGGUGGACGCGUUUUGACAAACUCAGAGAAGCUCAAAGAACUUAAAAGAGAUUGUUUAUGUGCAUGGAUCAAUGGAACUUGCUGCAAGAAGCAAAUCUUGCAGCUUUCUUUUCCUUGUCAACUGAGCCAUUUGAUUUCAGCAUUUGUAUGCAACCAACAGGAUAUGUUUGUAAGAGGUACAGAUACUACCACCGCCACAGUGGAAUGGGCAUUGACAGAGCUUAUUCGCAGCCCAGAGAAAAUGGCAAGGGCAAAGCAAGAAUUAAUCAAAAAAGUUGGCUUAGGAUUUAGUGUCGAGGAGCAGGACAUCCUUCAACUUCCUUAUCUAGAUGCACUCAUGAAAGAAACAAUGAGGCUUCACCCUGCAGCUCCAUUUCUCCUCCAUUGUGCCGAGACAGAUGUUGAAGUUUGUGGUUCUAUCAUUCCAAAACAUACUCAAGUGUUAGUGAAUGUAUGGUCAAUCACGAAGGACCCGGCCUGUUGGAAAGAGCCCACCAAAUUUCAACCAGAAAGGUUUUUGGAUACAGGUAUUGACUUCAGGGGCAGGGAUUUAUGUUUCAUCCCUUUUGGUGCGGGACGGCGAAUUUGCCCUGGAAUGCCACUGGCAGCGAGGAUGGUGAAGUUAUUGUUGGCUAGUCCUGUUCAUAAUUUUGAUUGGAAACUCCCAAAUGGAAUGGAACCGAAAGAUUUGGACAUGAAAGAUAAGUUUGGGCUUACAGUUGAGAAAGCUGAGCCACUUGCUGCCAUUCCUGUGAGGGUUGCAACAUCUUGA